UUUUUACUCACGGUACAUUUUCGAAACAUAUUAUGCACUUGCGAUUUCUCCCUAGUUUGGCAGACUCUUUUAGCCGAUUAAUCAUGCUCUUCCUCGACACGGGUCUCCUGCCUUAUAGCCCAAUUGAGUCAUUGUUAAACCCUUUGUUGUCUAUAUGGAAUUGGCUGUCCCUUAAAAAUACCUCCACGAGCUUGCACGAUGAAGCGGCAGGGUAUGCAAUCGACGAAGCAGCGUCAAAAGAACCUAUUACGGGACUGAGCUGUCAUCAUAUCGAUAUGGAAUCCUCAAGCACUACGCUUUAGAGUUAUAAUCUGAGCUACCCUUGGGAGAUGCCUCAAUCUGAUAUUCUCUAUUUCAUGGAAGCCAAUGAUAUAUUGGUAUUAACAGGCAGUUGGGAGACGAAUUGAAAAGAUAAACGCGCUUUCUCCAAUACUCUUUAU
Aspergillus alliaceus is the source of this 440-nucleotide messenger RNA. RefSeq lists its product as uncharacterized. Bases 33 to 302 code for a protein of 89 amino acids. The transcript has 2 exons. NCBI's taxonomy places the organism in Eukaryota, Fungi, Ascomycota, Eurotiomycetes, Eurotiales, Aspergillaceae. The record is from RefSeq and is a predicted model, not a curated record.